AUGAGAAAGACCAAGAAGAUUUCCUUUUUGAUCUUCUGGGUUGUUCUCAUAAGCAUAAUUGGUGCUAUUUCUUCGCAACAAUGCAACGAAACUGGGUAUUUUGAACCUUGGAAAACUUACGACACCAACCGUAGGCAGAUCCUUACAUCUCUUGCUUCCAAAGUGGUGGAUCACUACGGCUUCUACAAUUCUUCCAUCGGCAAAGUUCCUGACGAAGUGCACGUAAUGGGGAUGUGCAUCGACGGGACCGAACCUACGGUUUGCUCCGAUUGUCUCAAGGUCGCGGCCGACCAAUUACAAGAGAAUUGUCCUAACCAAACUGAAGCGUAUACAUGGACACCUCAUAAGACGCUCUGUUUUGCUCGUUACUCUAACAGUUCAUUCUUCAAGAGGGUUGGAUUGCACCCACUUUACAUGGAGCAUAGUAAUGUGGAUAUCAAAUCAAAUUUGACAUAUUUAAAUACGAUAUGGGAGGCUCUAACGGAUCGUUUGAUGUCUGACGCAUCCUCGGAUUAUAAUGCAUCAUUAUCUAGUCGUAGAUAUUAUGCAGCUAAUGUAACAAAUCUGACAAAUUUCCAGAAUAUAUAUGCAUUAAUGCUAUGCACUCCUGAUCUAGAAAAAGGUGCUUGUCACAACUGUCUGGAAAAAGCUGUUUCUGAAUAUGGCAACCUUAGGAUGCAAAGAGGAAUUGUUGCAUGGCCAAGCUGCUGUUUUCGGUGGGAUCUGUAUCCCUUCAUCGGAGCUUUUAAUUUGACACUUUCACCCCCGCCAGGUAGCAAAAGGAAUAUCUCAGUUGGAUUCUUUGUGGCCAUUGUUGUUGCCACCGGAGUUGUCAUCUCUGUGCUAUCUACUUUAGUAGUAGUACUUGUUUGCAGAAAGAGAAAAACUGAUCCUCCAGAGGAAUCACCUAAAUAUUCACUGCAGUAUGAUCUUAAGACAAUUGAAGCUGCAACAUGUACCUUUUCAAAGUGCAACAUGCUUGGUCAAGGUGGAUUUGGAGAAGUUUUCAAGGGUGUGCUUCAAGACGGAUCAGAAAUUGCAGUGAAGAGGCUGUCAAAAGAAUCAGCUCAAGGUGUACAAGAGUUCCAGAAUGAGACUAGUCUCGUGGCAAAGCUUCAGCACAGAAAUUUGGUUGGAGUUCUCGGGUUUUGUAUGGAAGGAGAAGAAAAGAUACUCGUAUACGAAUUUGUUCCCAACAAAAGCCUCGACCAGUUCUUGUUUGAACCUACAAAGAAAGGCCAACUGGAUUGGGCGAAACGGUACAAGAUUAUUGUUGGAACUGCUAGAGGAAUUCUAUAUCUUCAUCAUGACUCACCCCUCAAAAUCAUACACCGUGACCUCAAAGCUAGUAACAUCCUCUUAGAUGCUGAAAUGGAACCCAAAGUCGCAGAUUUUGGAAUGGCAAGAAUUUUUAGGGUGGAUCAAUCUCGAGCGGAUACAAGAAGGGUAGUUGGAACCCAUGGCUACAUAUCUCCAGAGUAUUUGAUGCAUGGCCAGUUCUCGGUGAAAUCUGAUGUCUAUAGUUUUGGAGUCUUGGUUCUUGAGAUUAUAAGUGGAAAAAGAAACAGCAACUUCCAUGAAACUGAUGAAUCCGGAAAGAAUUUGGUCACAUAUGCUUGGAGGCAUUGGAGAAACGGAUCACCAUUAGAGCUUGUGGAUUCAGAACUCGAAAAGAAUUAUCAGAGUAAUGAAGUCUUCAGAUGCAUCCAUAUCGCGCUAUUAUGUGUUCAAAAUGAUCCAGAACAACGUCCGAAUUUAUCUACUAUCAUCAUGAUGCUCACAAGUAACUCCAUCACUUUACCGGUGCCUCAGUCACCGGUAUAUGAGGGAAUGGACAUGUUUCUACCUUCUAUCAAAUCUCUUCCUGGUUCUGUCAACGAUUCAUUGAUUGAUGACUUAGUUCCUCGCUGA
This is a messenger RNA of Arabidopsis thaliana (thale cress), 1911 nucleotides long. It is a transcript of the gene CRK33, whose product is annotated as cysteine-rich RLK (RECEPTOR-like protein kinase) 33. The record is from RefSeq and is marked reviewed. The coding region runs from base 1 to 1911 and encodes 636 amino acids. The transcript is spliced from 7 exons. Gene Ontology annotation, molecular function: protein serine kinase activity; protein kinase activity; ATP binding. Gene Ontology annotation, cellular component: membrane. Gene Ontology annotation, biological process: defense response to bacterium; response to salicylic acid. Lineage: Eukaryota; Viridiplantae; Streptophyta; Magnoliopsida; Brassicales; Brassicaceae.